Talaromyces rugulosus is the source of this 1071-nucleotide messenger RNA. RefSeq lists its product as uncharacterized. The transcript is spliced from 5 exons. Gene Ontology annotation, cellular component: mitochondrion. The record is from RefSeq and is a predicted model, not a curated record. NCBI's taxonomy places the organism in Eukaryota, Fungi, Ascomycota, Eurotiomycetes, Eurotiales, Trichocomaceae. Gene Ontology annotation, molecular function: oxidoreductase activity. The coding region runs from base 1 to 1071 and encodes 356 amino acids.
AUGCUAUCCGUUUGUAUAUCUUCCCACGCCAAACCAUCGGAGUACCAGCUCCUUGAACUUCCGCGUCCCGAAAUCACAGAUCCAACAGAUGUUAUUAUCAAGGUCCAUGCUGCAAGUGUCAAUCCCGUCGAUUUGAAAAAGGCGGAAGGGGCAUUCAAGGUCGCUCUUAAAGACUCUUUUCCGUACAAGCUCGGUUACGACGCCGCUGGAACGGUCGCAGAGAUCGGGGCUGGUGUAACCAGAUUUAGAAUUGGUGAUGCUGUUUAUGUUAGAUUACCAGAGUCUCAUCGAGGCUCAUGGAGUGAAUAUGCUGUAUGCCCUGAGCGCUACAUCGCCCUGAAGCCAUCCUCGCUGUCAUUUGAGAAUGCAGCCUCAAUACCGCUGGCCGCUAGCACCGCAUUUCAAGCCCUGAGAAAAUAUGAUGGUGACCUUUCAGGGAAAACUGUUUUCGUGCCCGCCGGUUUAAGUGGAACUGGCCUUUUUGCUUGUCAAUUGGCCAAAAAUGUUUUCCGCGCAGGGAAAGUGAUCACUACUGUUUCAACAGCCAAGGUCCCCAAAAUACCAGAACUUCUAGGGGAGGGAACUGUCGACCAAGUCAUCGACUACAAGAAAGUCGACCCAAAAUCAGUCAUUGAGCAUGGCUCAGUUGAUUUUUUAUUUGACACGAACGGACUCGCUAUGGAGUAUCUCUGUCUGAUGCGAUCCGGGAGUGGUUGUAUUAUAUCUAUAUCGACGGCACCAUCGGGAACUCAGCUACAAAAUUCAGCAGUAAUGAGGCUCCCCCAUCACCCUACUGUUCCAUUGGUCCCGCGAAUUCUCUUAAAUACGAUGGAUUAUAUUCGCAAGCUCCGUGCAAAGCGCUAUGGUGUCAGUUACUCAUACAUGUUCCUAGAACCGAAUGGCGAAGACCUGGACAAGUUAAGGGGGUACAUUGAGGAGGAUAAACUGAAACAAGUAGUUGGAACUACUGUUAAUAUGCAGGAUAUUUCCGAAGUUCGAAAGGCAUGUCAGGUCGUAUACAACAAUCGCGGCGGUCUUGGAAAAGUUGUUAUCAGAGUCAUCGAGGCAUGA